This is a messenger RNA of Camellia sinensis, 784 nucleotides long. Its product is annotated as protein SMALL AUXIN UP-REGULATED RNA 12. The record is from RefSeq and is a predicted model, not a curated record. Gene Ontology annotation, biological process: response to auxin. Lineage: Eukaryota; Viridiplantae; Streptophyta; Magnoliopsida; Ericales; Theaceae.
GAAAUCAGAUAAAUGUCAGAAAAUUUAAAAAUUUGAGAGAGAGAUAUUGGAGUGGUCCAUGAUGUCUAAUGGAGAGGCAACAAAGUAAGGUAAUGGCCAACGGGGGUAUGAACCUGCAUGCCCUCGUACAAGAACAACCUAAACACACCACCAUGCUUUUACUUUCUUAGCCUAGCCCCCACACACUCCCACAUGACUUUGUUUCUCACUCCCUCCUCUCCCCCCAUAAAUUCCUUCUCCACCCUUUCAAUCCUCCCCCACCACCACCUUCUCUCACAUUCUCUCCCUUGCCCUCUCAAGUUUUUCAAUAUGGCUCUCAAGAAACCAAACAAGCUUCCUCAAACAGCAGCACUGAAGCAAAUCCUCAGAAGAUGCUCAAGCUUUGGGAAGAAAAAUGGCUAUGAAGAAAGAGACGAUGGCCUCCCUGAGGAUGUACCCAAAGGUCAUUUCGCAGUUUAUGUCGGAGAAAACAGAAGCAGAUACAUUGUUCCAAUCUCAUGGUUGGCUCACCCUCACUUCCAAAGUCUACUACAAAGUGCUGAGGAAGAGUAUGGAUUCCAUCAUGACAUGGGUCUUACUAUUCCUUGUGAAGAAGUUGUUUUUCGCUCUCUAACUUCCCUCAUCAGAUGAAAAUGAAAGUUUUGAUGUCGUUUUUCAUGCCAAAUGAAUAUCAAUGCACAUAAUUAAAAUACCACAAAAAAAAAAAAAAAAUUUGUGGUUCAAAUUUAUUAUGAGUAUCAUGUGAUCCGUCACACUUAAUAUAAAUUUCUGUCAAUUCUAAUUA